CGCCCUGGGCCCGGAAGGGUGAUGUGGCUGGGCCAUCGCAGGCCUCACUAUGUCUGCCAUUUUCAAUUUUCAGAGUCUGUUGACUGUAAUCUUGCUGCUUAUAUGUACCUGUGCUUAUAUCCGGUCCCUGGCACCCAGCCUCCUGGACAGAAAUAAAACUGGACUGUUGGGUGUAUUUUGGAAGUGUGCCAGAAUUGGUGAACGGAAGAGUCCUUAUGUUGCAGUAUGCUGUAUAGUGAUGGCCUUCAGCAUCCUGUUCAUACAGUAGCUUGAAAAAAAAUGCAGAAUUUAAUUGCCAUCAGAUUUCAGUGCAAACAAGGACUUACCUGCAGAUAAUAAUGGAAAGAAUGAUUAGCCCUUUUAUCUCCGAACACUGAGAGAGAUAAAUUUCUAGUUGCUGUUCUCUAUUUUUAUGUUAUUGGACCAAUGUUCUAUAUAAAUAAUUAAGAUGUAA
Molecule: messenger RNA, 454 nt
Organism: Galeopterus variegatus (Sunda flying lemur)
Lineage: Eukaryota; Metazoa; Chordata; Mammalia; Dermoptera; Cynocephalidae
Gene: TMEM167A
Product: transmembrane protein 167A
Exons: 1
Coding region: 50-268 (72 amino acids)
Biological process (GO): intracellular transport; protein secretion
Source: RefSeq, a predicted model, not a curated record